AUGGACCUAGACGAGCUGAGUGUCUACGCCCGCGGCACCGACUACGACAUGGACUUUACCCUCCUUGUGCCUGCGCUCAAGCUGCACGACCGCAACCAGCCGGUCACUCUGGACAUGCGCCACUCAGCCCUGUGCCACUCGUGGCUGAGCCUGCGCCUCUUCGACGAGGGCACCAUCAACAAGUGGAAGGACUGCUGCACCAUGGUAGACCACAUCAACGGCGCCACCAACUACUUCUUCUCACCCACGCUGGUGGCUGACUGGUUCUACGAGUCCAUCAGCGUGGUCCUGGUGGAGAUCCAGAAGAAGCCCCAGCGCGGCAUGCCCCGCGUGGAGAAGGUGGAGCGGAAUGGCACCAUCAUCUCCGUCAUCCUGGGCGUGGGCAGCAGCCGCAUGCUCUAUGACAUCGUGCCUGUGGUCUCCUUCAAGGGAUGGCCGGCGGUGGCCCAGAGCUGGCUGAUGGAGAACCACUUCUGGGACGGCAAGAUCACAGAGGAGGAGGUGAUCAGCGGCUUCUACCUGGUGCCUGCCUGCUCCCACAAGGGCCGCAAGGAGAAUGAGUGGCGCCUGUCGUUCGCCCGCAGCGAAGUGCAGCUCAAGAAGUGCAUCUCGGCCAGCCUGAUGCAGGCCUACCAGGCGUGCAAGGCCAUCAUUAUCAAGCUGCUGUCAAGGCCCAAGGCCAUCAGCCCCUACCACCUGCGCAGCAUGAUGCUGUGGGCCUGCGAUCGGCUCCCCGCCACCUACCUGUCCCAGGAAGACUUCUCAGCCCACUUCCUGCUAGGCCUCAUCGACGACUUGCAGAACUGCCUGGUCAACAAGAUGUGCCCCAACUACUUCAUCCCGCAGUGCAACAUGCUGGAGCACCUGUCGGACGAGACGGCCAUGCUCCAUGCCCGCAAGCUCAGCUCGGUGCGCUCCGACCCGUCCGAGCACCUGCGCACCACCAUUGAGCAUGCCAAGGCGGCCAACCGGCUGACCCUGGACCUGCAUUGGCGCGGCAGUUCCUCAAACCUGCCGUCGCCACAGUCGGACGCGGGCGGCGAGCACCAGCCGGAUGACCGAUUGGCUAAGAAGCUGCAGCAGCUGGUGACGGAGAACCCCGGCAAGUCCAUCUCGGUGUUCAUCAACCCCGACGAUGUGACCCGGCCGCACUUCCGCAUCGACGACAAGUUCUUCUGA
Messenger RNA from Coregonus sp. 'balchen', 1179 nucleotides. NCBI's taxonomy places the organism in Eukaryota, Metazoa, Chordata, Actinopteri, Salmoniformes, Salmonidae. The record is from the annotation of a GenBank genome assembly.